This is a messenger RNA of Triplophysa rosa, 8848 nucleotides long. It is a transcript of the gene gjd1b, whose product is annotated as gap junction delta-2 protein. Gene Ontology annotation, biological process: cell communication. Gene Ontology annotation, cellular component: connexin complex. The coding region runs from base 794 to 1702 and encodes 302 amino acids. The transcript has 3 exons. The record is from RefSeq and is a predicted model, not a curated record. NCBI's taxonomy places the organism in Eukaryota, Metazoa, Chordata, Actinopteri, Cypriniformes, Nemacheilidae.
GGGUUAAUUCACAAGUGAAGAUCACCAUCACAUUAGGCUUGCAGCGAGUUAAGCACAUCAAGAGACGGAGAGAGAGAGAGAGAGAGAGAGAGAGAGAGAAUCCACAGAGCGUGAGCUGAGAGUGGAGGGAGGGACAGGACGGCAAAAGCGAGAGUGUGACAAGACGUAGGCUCAUAGUGACAGCCGGGUUAGAGGAAGGCAGAGCGAGAGAGCGGGAGGAGAGAGGGCAGGGAGUGGAAGAUAAUGCUGGCUGAGAUGGUGGAGGAGAAUCACGGCUGGAGAGGCUGCUGCCUGCUUGCCAAAACUAAACAGUGUGCAAAUCAGGCAGAGUGCAAGCGUGCAAAUUGCAUGACUUUUCCAGAUGUGUGAUGCGCAACUGGCGGUGCUCGCUUAUAUCAGAGAGUGUUUGUGUGAACGAGCGAGGCUGAUUGCCAGCGCGACCAGUAGAAAACGUGCCUGGUGGACCACGCGUAGAUCAAGAAGGAGGACAUUUGUGUGUGUGUUUAUAGUGAGCAUAAGGGUUAGGUGCCGUCUGUCAGUGUACGUUUUUCGAAAACCGUGCCGCUGGAGAACAGGAAAGAUAGCUCAGACAGUUGAAGCAUUUGAGGAUGCCAGGGCAUUCAGGGACAAGCACAGCCCUCGGUUUUUGCGCUCUCGCCUAGAAACUGCCGUCUGGGAACUUCAGCCCAAAGGAGGCCACGGGAACUGGAGUCUCUUUCAGAGGUCUUCGUAAAGGAUCGGUGAGCAUCCAAGAAAGUGUCCAGUGACCUGUGAAUGCAUUCAGCAUCCAGUCAUGGGAGAGUGGACCAUUCUAGAGCGCCUCCUGGAGGCCGCCGUGCAACAGCACUCUACUAUGAUCGGAAGGAUUCUCCUGACGGUGGUGGUGAUAUUCCGUAUCCUCAUCGUGGCCAUCGUAGGCGAGACUGUUUACGAAGAUGAGCAGACCAUGUUUAUUUGCAACACCCUCCAACCGGGAUGCAACCAGGCCUGCUAUGACAAAGCCUUUCCUAUUUCUCACAUCCGAUACUGGGUCUUCCAGAUCAUUCUCGUCUGCACGCCCAGUCUCUGUUUCAUAACUUAUUCAGUGCACCAGUCGGCCAAACAGCGGGACCGCCGCUACUCCUUCCUCUACCCAGCCACGGAGAGAGACUACAGCCGCGAAGGAACCCGCAGACUGCGCAACAUCAACGGUAUCUUGGUGCAGCACCCCGACAGCGGAAAGGACGAACCCGACUGCUUUGAAGUGAAGGAGAUCCCGAACGCACCCAGAGGUCUCCUCCACGGCAAGAACUCCAAGGUACGUCGACAGGAAGGUAUCUCCCGCUUCUACAUAAUCCAGGUGGUGUUCCGCAACGCACUUGAGAUAGGUUUCUUGGCAGGCCAGUACUUUCUGUACGGCUUCAGCGUUCCCGGCAUCUUCGAGUGCGACCGUUAUCCUUGCCUGAAAGAGGUGGAGUGCUACGUAUCGCGGCCCACCGAGAAGACGGUCUUCCUGGUGUUCAUGUUUGCAGUGAGCGGACUUUGCGUUGUGCUGAACCUCGCUGAGCUCAACCACCUGGGCUGGAGGAAAAUCAAAGCCGCCAUUCGAGGUGUGCAAGCCCGCAGGAAGUCCAUCUGUGAGAUCCGCAAAAAGGACAUGGCCCACCUGUCGCAGCCUCCAAACCUGGGCAGGACCCAGUCCAGCGAGUCUGCAUACGUCUGAUCUCCCUUUAUUUUAAAUAUUGCGUGACAAGCGGGGGAGUGGAAUGGAGGGUGGGCCGCUAGAUUGACAAGGCCGUUCGAGUGCCUGUGCAAAUGUUUCUUCUGGGAGGGGAGCGUCUCUACAUAGCCACACCCCUUUCCAAUAAACCAUCCCCACCAUGACAGUGUGUGAAAAUGUUUGAGGAGAUUUGCAUUGGGUCCAGGAGCACACAGAAGCAAGGCAGAGAGGAGGAAUUCUUCGCUUCUGAUCUGGAAAUCAUCAAACUGGGCACAUGCUCUAGUGAAAGGGUGAGGAGCAGAGGUGGGAAGUGAUAGAUGCCUAACACACAACGUUAUGGAAAUGAUAGCAUCUGGGAUUGUCAUCCCACUUUUCUUACUCGUACAUCUUGGGGAAGAUGAAGAAGGGUCAUUAUCUUGAACCAUUGCUGAGCAAGUGCAGAAUACUGUUUAGGUUUGCUCUCUUGGCAAUGAAUUGGCCUAAAACAAACAACAGAGGGGGUCUAAACAUUGUAACAGCAAUGGCACCUUCACAUUGACACAUCACCGAACAAACAUUAGCUUCUUCUUGUAAAAGAUCACAAAAGACGAUUACCUCCACACAAAGCGUGUCCUUCCGCAAAGACCCCCACUGUUUAGCGUUACAGUUGAGCAUUCCUCCCUCUUGUGGUGCAUGAACGUCUUUGUGUGUUUGUGACCAAAGUUGAAAGAAUUUCCAUAUUCCAUGUUGUUCGUCUUUCAAUGACUCAUCUUUUGCGAAGGUCGGUGCCAUUCAUAUUCAGAUUAUUGUAUGUAGUUUAGCACAUGGUUUAUAUUUUGGAUUCUUUUUUUUCCUUGGGAAGAGAGCCAACCCUGCUGAAAAGACCAGCCAUGCAGGUCCCGGCUCAUUGUUGGUUUGGUGCUGGUCAUCCAGAAUCGUCUUUCUAGUGAUGCUUUGUGGACAAAGAAAGUUCAGUUGCACUUUAUGUUACAGUAAAUGAACUUGCAUUGAACUCACAGUGUAUUUUGUGAACCUAGAAUGCACUUAGAGUGUAUUUAUGCAACGAAAUAUGGGUAUCUACAUGUUUUCAAUAUGGGUUCGAGUUAGGUUCAGGGUUGGUACCUAUACAGUACAAAGUAUCUAUAUGUAGAAGAGGACUGUAAAAUAAAGUGCUGCUGAUGGCUAUUCUUUAGUUCAACUAAUGGGGACAUCAGCAAACCAGCUGUUGAUCUUUGUCAAUAGUAUAAGAGAGAUUUUCACACAUCCAGAUUAAAGUCCCCGUGAACCGGAAGUUGAGAUCGUUUUUACUUCCGUAUCUUUUGACGCAUUUCCAAGUGAAAUGGAAUUUUGAAUGAGGAAAAAUAGUGGGCGUGGCUUUCGUCUUUCUCUGCGAUUUGAUUGGAUGUAUAAAAACAGCAGUUGCAUUUUAAAAUGGAACUGGCAGCAGACUGACAGUUGAAGGGGAGGAGUUAACGGAUGCUCCGCCUAGCCGUCUAACAUACAGUAUGUCAUUUAAGAUGGCUAGUCAUUACAGGACGGAAGUGCAUUUUCAGAUUUUAACUGAAGAUUAUGAGGGCACACGAUUUUUAAAAAGAGAAUGAAUCACAUUGAUAAACUAUUUACAAUAAACGCUGCAAUAUUUCAUGAAAAAAUAGGCAUUGUAAUUUCUAAUUUCACUGGGACUUUAAUGCAGAGGUUUCUAUCAGAAGACUUGAGCAUAAAAAUGUGCAUAAAGGUAUCUUUAAAAGGCAUGUUUACAAAGCUCUACCUGUCGAAUGAAUGAAACAUGAUGUUCAGUGUCCCUCCGUAGAAAAAAGAAUCAUUUACAGUGUUAAUUUAGCUUUUUCUUCUGGUCAAGUGUUUAUCGGCAUGCCUUCAUGAUAUAAAAAGACGAAUAGAAAAUAAUGUAUGUGUUGCACUUUCUGAGAUGGGGAGAGUGGAUGGAAGAAAGGACUCACUCUGGGAAGAAUUUCGGCGGUUGAAAAAGAUCCACGAUGAGUGCAUGGGGUUGUAUGCAUCUAUGUAGCUGUGUGCCUUCGUUUACACAGUCAGUGUGAGUUAAAGCAAGGUGUAGCAUCUCUCACAAAUACACACACAACACUAAGUUGCUUAUUUAGACGAUGUUAGCGGUAGACUCACUAAACAAAAGUGCUUGUGCCUACACUGCCCGCACACUAAACAGUGUUGACAGAACCCAGUGCAAACAGGCUCGCUGACAUACCGCAGAAACAGAAAAUACUGUCAGAGAAGAUACGGAGAUACGGAGAGGGGUGACGUGAGAAGGAAAAUUCGGAGGCCCUUUAUCAGCAGCACAAUGUUUCCUGGCUUCGGCAAGUCUUAUACACAGACUUUUGCAGGAACGUGUGUUUGCAUUAAGUUUGACAUGCAUUGUACUUUGCAGCAUUUAUAAAUCAGAACAGAAGUCCGCGUGAGGACGGAUAUUGUCGUUCACACCUAAAUAGAAAUGUCUGGCGGCUAAAAGAGAUGGAAAAUGGGUUAAGUUAAUAAGGCCUUGUAUGCAUGUCAAGUUUGCUUAAUGAACUGGUAAAACUUUGCUUCGACCCCCGUUACCUCCCCAAAUAUAAAUAUAAAAUCUGAGAAAAAAUAUAUAAAAAGAAGUAUACAGGAAUACUGUAUAAGUUUGUCAGUGUUGACCCAAAACUGGACCCAAACAUCUACAAACAACUUUUAUAGUAUCUCUGCGAAAAAUUGACCAUCAUAUUUAGUAUGGCUAAAAAUGGUUCCUGUGCAACUUCAUGCGCAUUGAGCCACUAAAACUAAAAUAUGAAGCACAAAUAUCAAAUCUCUGAGAAUACCAAAGGAAGAUUGGUCUACACAUCUGGACCAGUAUAAAGGACUAUAGCCAUAAUCUUGGUACCAAUCUCAUCCUCUCACACUGUACUUUCUGCCUUUCCAGUGCUGUUAUGCUGACAUAAGAAAACUACCAAAACCAUGACCCCUGUAACUAUGCAGCAUAAAAGGGCCAAACAUCCUUUACAAGGAGAUGGUUUUUAAGUACAAUUCACAUCUAAAUAACGGACGCCUCCCCAAGUGAGAUUUUUCUUCAAAUCCACUCUUCUCAAUCUAUUUUUUAAUAACAAAUCUACAUCAGAGUAUAGAUAGUAGACAAAAAAAUAACUACAGUCUGUGUGAUUUUAUGCAAAGUUUAUCUUUUUUUUAUUUAUUACAUCAUUUGUGAAAUAUGUUUUUGUGCGUCCGCUGUAAUGUGAGGGUAAAGGGGUAUUUAAAGAGCAAAGUUGGGACUUUAAAAUAUUGCCUGGGAAACCGAAAAUGUGGCUUUUUUGCCAAAGUACUGUAUUAUGCAAAUUAUAACUAACUGGGUUUCAGUGAAUGAACUGUUAAAUGAUGGUAAAUGCAUGGAUUACUGGUUUGAAGAAGCAUGUUUUUAGUUGUUGUUGCUUUUUUAUAUCAUCAUUAUUAAUACUGUUGUUGUUGUGAAACAGAAAAACAGGGACAAGUUAGUAAAUAGCAGACUUAAUAUUUUCCAAAUGAAAGAAUGGGUGAUAUGACAAACCAUUAAUGGGCAAAAACUAAUUUUAUUUCCUACCUUACCUAAAGAAAAUUGAAAAUGCACAUCUAUAUUACAGGCAUAUUAUCCAUAUCACUGCCAACAAUUUUAUAGAAAAUUGCUUUCUAAAAAUCUUUCUUAAUGAUUUUGAUGAUAUUUGGAGACAUUAUUGAUUCAGUCAAACCUGCGUGUAUAUUUGACAAUAUGACAUUAAUCUACUGCCAUUGGUCAAUAUCUAAAAUAUGAGAUGACGAUAUUAUGAAGUCAUAAUGUCAAUUAAACACGCAAGUGGACCAGUGCAUAAGCAAAAACUGUCUCAGGUGACAUUUUUUUAAGAUGACCUUUUCAAAUGACAUUGUUUUUAGUGUUUCUACAAUUAGUGCACAAUGUACAGUGUACUUUCAAAAACUAUUUCAAGGUUUGCCCACAUUUUAUAAACUAUAUUAUAGACAAAUUCUUCGUGAUGUGAUAGCCGUGUUUCAGGAAAUUACAAAAACAUGGAUUCAGGUGAUAUGCACUAAGAGAAAAUCAAAACAUGCUCAGACAUCAGUCUGGUCUGUGCCAAGGACACCAAACAUCCAACUCAACUAAACCUAUUAAGUAAUGAAAACAAAGCAAAGUUCAUGCCUUGGUAGCUCGGGCAAAAGAAUCGUUCUAAUCCCAAUGAUAAUCCCUUUUGAAUGAUAGUCACGUGUCCCGAAAUGCUUUGGUAGAAAAAGCCUGUGUCCUAACCACACUUCUCCAAAGCCAACCAAGGUUCUCCUCUAAAGCUCUGCGACCAAUCAUUUGGUUGCAGUUAAACCUUGCUUAUAUCGUUUGCCAUUGGUAGACAUGCUUAUAGUCGCAAACUGUGUGUAGAAGCCGUCUCUUUAAUCUAGGGCCAGAUUUUGCUUUUCAAAUCCUAAUCUUUACCUUUAUACAGAAAAACUCUUCUAGGAUCAGAGUAAAGGGAUAAUUACAGCCCCACGUGUGCUGCCAGGAGAGUUUGACACCCGCCGUAUAAACCACGUUAAUCUCUCAGGAAUAAGACGAGUCGCCGCUUCUAAUCACUCCCAGCUGCUUACGCCGCCGUAUAAACACUGGAUUAGCAUUUGGCAAAGGCAAAAGGGCAGACGAAUCAUCCAUCGCUCGUACCUGCACCGUCACGGGACAAAUAACGUCAACAUACACCGCUGUAACUCAGGAUCUGUGCAAAGGCACCAAUCCUAAAAACUAACGUUUAUAUAUAGAAAAAGUCACAGAAAUCAGGGGACGUUCUGCUUACCAGGGAUCUGCAGACAACAAAUCAGUUCAUCACAGUAUGUAAUACCUUGUGAUUGGUCAUGUGAAACUUAAACUGUUCUGAAAAGAAAGAUGCUUAGAUAAAACUUCACAUUGAAAUGAACAGGAAUUUUGAAUAGUGAGAAUGAAUAGUCAGAUUUGUCCAAAAGAGUUACAACAUAGCGAACAACGAGCCUAGCAGAAAGAUGAAGACAACAACAUGUUAUUCCUUUAUAUUUGAUCAAUCUGUAGCCUAAUACAUGCCCGUUCACAACAAAGACUAUAAAGAAAAAGGUUUAAAUAUCGCUCUAAAUUUAAGACAAUAGCAGCAUCAACACCACCAAUUCCAAACCUGUCUAAAGUUCAUUGUUCUGCUGAACACAAAGAAAGUGGUGCUUGGAUUCCACAUUCUUUGAAAUAUCUUCUUUUGUCUUGAACGAAACAAAAAAAUAAACAGGUUUGAAACAACUAGAGGGUGAGUAAAUGAUGACAGAACUUUCAUUUAAAGGCAUCCAAAAAAAAAUGUUUUACAGUGUAUCUUUUGUUAUCAUUCUUGAUGUGAAGAACCUAAAGUCACUUGUUCGAUAGACUAGUCAACAAACAUAUUUAGCUACAAUGUCACAUGACUUCUAUUUUAGGUUCUGUCUUUUCGAGAUCAUGUAUCUCGUGAUCUCUUACCUUCUCACUACAGUCAGUAGUCAUAGAAACUGUGGUGAGUCACAACAUUGCACCUUUUCGGUCAUUUGCACUGAUGUUGAUGAGGUACAAGAAUGAUUCACCGCUCAGUGUUGCGAUUGACUAAUCAGAAGUACGUGUUCAAAAAGCCAUGUGAUAAGAGUUUAUUCCUGCGUGAGCUGUGACAUUGCAAAGCGUUUUAUCUGUUGUUUUCUAAAUUAUGCCGUGAUUAUAUUUAAAACUGUAAAAACUAGGAAUCAGAAUCGAAUGAACUAAAAGGAGAAAAGCCUCAUUUCAUAGAAGUUUAGAAGUUACAACCGCUGACAUUAGUGUAGGCUGAAAGAUCUGUUUCUAACAUUUCUAUGUUAUUACGGUACUGUGAACUCCUUAGUUACUAAUGUCACUACUGUUUUCUGGAUUCAUAUUUAAAUUAAUAUUAUUAACAUAAAUGUAUUUUACAGCAAAUAUGUUGUUUUCUAAACGUAGAAUUAGGAAAAGAGGGGAAAACAUCCUUUGUAUCUUGCAUCAAACUGUACACUGUAAAACUUUGCUGUAGUUUUUGCAGCAGGUUUACUAGUAACUAACUGUAGAUUUAAUUACUACUUAAUACUACUUUUCUAUUAGUACUGUUUUCAAUUACUUGAAUCAAAAUUAAAACACUUUUAAGAUUCAAAAUGAGCAAGAAGAGACUGUUAUAAGCACAGCAACACUGCAAAAAAUGACAUUCUUCCUAAGCAUUUUUCUCUAGUUUUUUUUAGUAAACAUAUUUUAAACUUCUUAAAUGACGGUACAUUUACAUAACAAGAAAAUGACCUAAGAUACUUAGUCUUGUUUUAUGAAAGAAAAAUAUAUAAACUAUAGGUAAGUUUAUGCGUAAAACAAAAUUGUAAAUUAAGUCUACGGUAAAUUACUGGCAAACCUGCUGCGAUAUUUAAGGCAAAGUUUUAUUUUCAGGUCAUUUUUUUGUAGAAUUUAGAAAUGAUCAAACACACAGGACGAGUCAAUCAGUGACAGUUUCAGAAGACCUCAGAGAAGGGUCUCGCCCAACUACAACUGUUAUCAACAGCAAAGCAAGUUUUUUAGUUUUUUUAGUUUUAGUUUUUUGAUAAUGGAUAUAUAACAGAUGUUAGACAUGCAAUUGCAUUAUUGCGACCUCCCAUCACACCUUCUGCCAUGUGGUUUAGGGUAACACCUGCAGCCACGUCCUUUAGAGAUUAUGCAAUCUGCGACCCUUUAAUCCUGUGUGAUAUCAGCACUCUCAUUACUUAUCUAAUUAAAAUGUGCUGGGAUGAUUAGGAUUUAGAGUUAUUUCCUCUUUAACUCAGAUUUUCUUCCUUUUGUUUUUUGUGGAAAUGGUAUGUAAGGUCAACAAACAUGGUUGUUCAACUCAGUGUGCAAAAUGUUGCACUCCUUAAAUAUCAAAGGGUGCUGCUAAAAUGCAUAAGUGUAUAGAAUUGUAUGACUAUUGUCAAGUCUGCGAACACCACCAUUUCUCUUUCCCUGUCAUGAUCUCUUUCAUAGUCUUUGCUGAAUUUGUCCCAAGUGAACGAUUCUUACUUAUUUCUUAUGUCUAAAGGGAAAUCUGUUGUUUGGAACACAGAUUUCUAUUUUGUAUCCAGUUGACCUUAUUUAAAGGUUUUGCUUUCUAUAUGUUUCUGACUUUUGUGGAUUGUGUAUGAUGACUGAAUUAAACACCUUGAAUGAAC